CCUUGUGCACAUGCGUAUUAGUGGUAGGCGGAGUUUUCCAGUCGGUCAGGAAGAGGAGAAAGGCGGACACAGAAACAUCAAGCGAUGGCUGCUAUCAGGAAGAAGUUGGUGAUAGUUGGGGAUGGUGCAUGUGGGAAGACCUGUCUGCUCAUCGUCUUCAGUAAGGACCAGUUCCCAGAGGUCUACGUCCCCACUGUGUUUGAGAACUAUGUGGCAGACAUUGAAGUGGAUGGGAAACAGGUAGAGCUAGCACUUUGGGAUACAGCAGGUCAAGAAGACUAUGAUAGACUGAGACCUCUCUCCUACCCCGACACUGAUGUUAUUCUCAUGUGCUUCUCUGUAGACAGCCCUGACAGUUUAGAGAAUAUUCCAGAAAAGUGGACACCUGAAGUGAAACACUUCUGUCCAAAUGUUCCCAUCAUCCUGGUGGGCAAUAAAAAAGAUCUGCGCAAUGAUGAGCACACCAGACGAGAGCUUGCCAAAAUGAAACAGGAGCCAGUUAAAUUUGAAGAUGGCAAAGAGAUGGCGAACCGCAUCAGUGCCUACGGCUAUCAAGAAUGUUCUGCCAAAACCAAAGAUGGUGUGAGGGAAGUCUUUGAGAUGGCAACUAGGGCAGCACUGCAGGCCAAGAAACGUGGCAAGAAAUCUACCUGCCUUCUGUUAUAGGCUCUGGGAGAAGAGGCAGCUUCCAUUAAAAUUUGACAUAGGGGAGAAAAUUGGGGAGGUUUUGUGGAUGCUCAAUUUCUUAUCACCCAAUUAUCCUCAGCAAAUUAAAGCAGGUCUUAAAUUAUUUGGUAGGCCCCUACAUCUUGUUCCUUGGUCUAUACAUUAGGUUAAGUGCCAUUUUGCUCUCGCCUAUCAAAAACUUUCAGAUCUAGAAGUUUGUAGGGCAGGUGGUGGGGUGUGAUUUGAAGUUGAGUAGAUGUAGACGGGGUUAAAAUGUGCCAUGAUGGGAAUGAAGAGAGAAAAGGUCCUGACCAGGCCAAAGACAAUAGGGACAUGUGAAAAAAAGACAGAAAUAUAAAAUAUGUUUGAAUUAAUGCUGCGUUCCAGGCAACCCGUAACUCGUGUUUUCACAACCGUCUACCCGUGAAAGCGCUCUGGAACGGCAGUCAAACCCGUAACUUACUACUCGUGAACUCGUACCAGAUCGUUGUACUCCCAAUUAGUUUGUGAUGUCACACGCACAUAAACAACAAUGGCGACCCCUGUUGAUGCUGUACAGACGCCGGUGAUUAACGGUGAAAAAUAUAAAUAAAUAGGCAAUGUAAAGUAAUUCAGUUAACGUUAGGUAGCCUAACCUGAACCCUGCCAACGGCACAAUGUUUUGCUAGCCAGCUCGUGACUUUGACUGGAACGCUACCAAGUCGUGAGUCGUGACUUGAAGUCGUAACUUACUGGCUAAAAAUUGUGUCUGGAACGCAGCAUAAGACCAUGUCUAAGUGGAUUUUACACAGUAUCGCCUACAUGUAGUGCCUUGAGAGCAGUGGUCAAAAAGAGUUAGUUGUGGGGUAGGGAUUUAUAACUUAGAUCGGGUAUUAUUUUGUCAUUUGUAGUGUCCACACAUCACAUUUGUGAAUGCUUUCUCCCUGUCAUUGGCUUUGCUCCUUCAGGCCCAUAUUUUAACUCAGGCGCUAUGCAUGGGUAUGCCUAAACUCGAUUGUAUGAGAUAUUUUCCCAUAUUGAAGUGUGUGUGUGACUGUGUGUGUGUGACUGUGUGUGUGUGUGACUGUGUGUGUGUGUGACUGUGUGUGUGUGUGUGUGACUGUGUGACUGUGUGACUGUGUGACUGUAUGGUGGUUUGAUUUCUCCUGUGCAGGUCUGCAUGCAGUGAAUGUGUGUAUAUUUGUGUGGGUGUGUAUUAACAGUGUCUAUGUACUGUAUGCAUGGAAAGGCCUUCUGUGUCACUGACCUAACCCCUCAUUUCCAUGCCAAAGUUACCCCUAAUGGCCACAUUUUAUGGCUCAGAUGGGUAAUGGAAUUAACAGCUACUCAGAGUGACAUAAAAACUUUUUACUUUACUGGAAGACAUUGUACUAUACCUAGAGGCACAAUCAGGUUAAACAUAUGAGUUUUUAGGACCUUUUUUGUGUAUACCAGAGAUUCAUUUGAGUGAUUUAAUCAGUGGGUCAAAUCAUGAGUGGUGUAGUUGAUAAAUUGAAUAUUCUUUUAGAUAGAUUAUAGGUUUAUCUUAUUACUAUAAUGUCCAUUAUGUACUGUAUGUCUUACAAGGCUUUGUAAGGACAUGUUAGCGAUGUGUAUUUCAAGUUUGCCUUUUACUCAACUCUCCCCAUCCGUUCUUUAAUGGUAUUGUCAUUAUUGUACUAUAACUUUUUAUUGUUAAUGUCUCUAAUUUUCUUAGUAUAUUUUAAUCAUUUUAAUUAAUCCUGCUGUUAUGAUCAGUUUAUGUCAGUUAAAUGAUACAUUGUAACCGUAGUAUUGUUUUGUUUAGUUAAUUGAAAGUAAAGCGCCGGGUGUAAGGCUGAAAGUUUUGUGGGUGGGCUUUAUUUCUUUUUUAUUUUUUUUUUAUUUUAUUGUGACAUAUUAAGGUUUUUGUUUCUGGAUUUUUUUUUCUCCAAAUAAAGCUGAUAGGGUUUUCUGUUGUAAGGUA
This is a messenger RNA of Perca flavescens (yellow perch), 2611 nucleotides long. RefSeq names its product rho-related GTP-binding protein RhoA-C-like. Gene Ontology annotation, biological process: small GTPase-mediated signal transduction. The record is from RefSeq and is a predicted model, not a curated record. Gene Ontology annotation, molecular function: GTP binding; GTPase activity. The coding region runs from base 85 to 666 and encodes 193 amino acids. The transcript has 5 exons. Lineage: Eukaryota; Metazoa; Chordata; Actinopteri; Perciformes; Percidae.